Salvelinus fontinalis (brook trout) is the source of this 818-nucleotide messenger RNA. It is a transcript of the gene pole4, whose product is annotated as polymerase (DNA-directed), epsilon 4, accessory subunit. Bases 99 to 494 code for a protein of 131 amino acids. The record is from RefSeq and is a predicted model, not a curated record. The transcript has 5 exons. Gene Ontology annotation, molecular function: protein heterodimerization activity. Lineage: Eukaryota; Metazoa; Chordata; Actinopteri; Salmoniformes; Salmonidae. Gene Ontology annotation, cellular component: epsilon DNA polymerase complex; nucleus.
GGAGGGACAUUCGAAUGUGUGAUUCUCGAAUUCGAGCACAUUUUCUACGCUAGGAAAGUAGCACAUGCUAACUACGAACUGUAUGUGGCUACAAGAGAAUGGCGGAAAGUGUUGCAGUCUCUGUCGCCCCCUUGGGACCCACAGAGUCGGACCCAGAGCGAUGUGAAGGCGAGGAAGAGGUACGGGGGAUCGAGGCUGGCGAGAACAACCAACAAACGGGGCCUGUUGCAGGAGGUCCCCAGAACCGUCUCGCGAAGUUACCGCUAUCCCGCAUCAAGGCAUUGAUGAAAGCCGACCCAGACGUGUCCCUCGCCAGUCAAGAGUCUGUGUUUAUCAUAGCUAAAGCCACAGAACUCUUUGUUGAGAUGAUUGCCAAAGAUGCCCUGGUGUAUGCCCAGCAAGGAAAGAGGAAAACUUUGCAGAGGAAAGAUUUAGACAAUGCAAUCGAGGCCAUAGAUGAGUUUGCUUUUCUGGAAGGUCGCAGUUGUAAAUGAGAGCUUGUUGUCAACUGGCCCACCGGGUUAAAUAAAGGUACUCUAGAUGCCUAGACACUCUCAGAAGAAAGAAGGCAGUUCAAAGAUCAGAGGCAUUUGGAAACCAGACUGACCUGUGUUGCUUUUGAAGUGACAUCACUGAGUUGGUAAUUGCAUAUUUGAGAAGAUUUUGGUACUGGUUGCAAGGAGUUCCCUUCCUGAACAUGUUCAGUAAAUACUGACAUCAUUGAUGAUCCUCCUUCAAUCAGUCUUGUAUGCAAGGAAUCUGACUUUUUUGUUGUUGUAAAUAAUGUGAGGUAUGUUGAAAUAAAUCAUACAAAUGUU